AUGAUUGAAAUUGGAUCACCAUUGUGUAACACAGCUAGAAACUUUCUAAUGUCUAAUGUUGAAAUUGUUCAUCCAGAAUAACCAUAAGAUAUUUCCUCUUUAAGAGAAUCUGAAAAUGAGUUUGAAAAGUAGUUUAGAUUAUCAUCAGCACCUCACAUCUCGAAGGCACAAUUUAAAAGAAAUGUUUAUUUAUUUGUAUUCUAUUAUAGGAAAAUCAGAAAACUAAAUAAUCUCUCUUUUCAUUGAUCAAAAUAUAGUAGUUAGUUAUUAGAUUCAUAAAAAAUUUAAAGAAAAGUGCUAAUCUAAGCUCAAUAUUUCCAAAAUCAUUGUAUAUAGAUUAUUUAUUACGUUCUGCCUACAAAGGAAAUUAUGCAGGUUAAUAGAAUUCAAAGGUUACAAUAUUGAAACUAAAAAUCAAAAUAAUUUGGGAGGUAUUGUUAUAUCUAAUAAAUUUUUUAUUAAUUUUAUUACUACCUUUUGAUAUUGAAAUAAAUAAGGAUUAGAUAAUGAAGUUGAACUUUUGCAUUUUUACAUUAGAGAUGGGGAUUAAGUUUAUUUAGCCAUUUUAUUUUGAAGGUAGAUUGAGAAGAGAUAGAUACGAAAUUAUAAAAAAUUAUCUAUAAACUGGAUUCAUUGUAGAUUUCAUUAGAGUGGGAACAAUAUUAUCUCAUAUUUUAGAGAUUCCAGAUAGAAUAGAAAUUGAGAUAGCAAAGAGUUUAAUCUUAUAUAUAAUAUCAUUAUCAAAGUUGCAUUUGAAAUUUAUAAGCACAAACUACUGUUUUGUAAAAUUUACAGAAUUAUUAUUUUUGGUAAUAUUUAUAUGCCACUUUUUUACUCAAUAAAUAUUUUAUUCAGAGGAGAAUCAUUAUCUGUUUAGGUUUGGUUUAAGUUUGGAUAUUUUUUUAAGCAAUUCUUUAAUUAGAUUUUAAGAAGAAGAAAUCUAUUAACUAUUAAAUAUACUUUAUGAAACAGUAUCAUUUAUAGUUAAGAUUUACAUAUUAUAAUAGAUAAUAAGUUAUUGUUUGAUAAAUUAAGAGAUAAUAAAAAAGAAAAAGGAAUUAUUCGAUUUACAUGGAUAUUUGAAAUAGUUAAAUGUUUCAAGUUUGAUUUCGAAUAGAGUAAUUUCUUAUUAUAAAACAAUAAUGAAAUAAGAUGAGAAAAUAAAGAUGUAAGAUUUUCAUAUAUUUUUUGGUUAAAAAUUGAAACCAAAUUUAGCUUAGGAAUUGAAAUUGUAGAUAUAAGGAAGUAUUCUUAAAAAUUUUAAGAUAUUUAAUAAAUUUACAGUAUAAACAAUAAAGAAUUUGGUAUGUAAUAUGGAGGAGGUAGAUUAUAGUCCAAAUGAAUAGAUUUAUAAUAAAGAUGAAUUGGAUGAUUAAUCAAUAUAUUUUAUAACAUAAGGGAAGGUGAUGAUAAUGUACGGAAAGAAUGAAUUAUAGAUUUAUCAUGAGAAUUCUUAAUUUGGAGAGAUAAGUUUUUUUACAGGAUUGCCUAGAAGUUUUAGAGCAAUAAGUUUGGGAUAUUCAAGAUUAUAUAAAAUAAAGAGAGUUGCGUAUUUGAAUAUAGUUAGUAGUAUAAAUUAAGAUUUGGUAAAAAUAAUGAUAAAUUUAGAGGAAACAGCUUAGAUGAUAAAAGACUAAAUAAUAUUUUAAUAAAGAUAUGAUAUAAUAGGAAGGAAAUGUUUAUGUUGUUAAGAUCAUAAUCAUUUAAUAUAAGAAUGUCAAUAUCUUCAUUAUAAGCCAGAUAGAGAUAUAAUAUUGAGUAAAUUCCUCUAUCCAGUAAGGAUGUAAAGAAGUAAAAGUAAUAAAAUGUAUAUGAUUUUGAAUUAGUUUAGAGAAAGAGAUUACGAUAUCAGAAUGUGUUAAUAAAUUAAUAUUUAAAUCAUAUGAGAGCUUAAGAGUUUUAGGAGAACAAUGAUUUAAAUAAUUUAGAAGAACAAUCAGAGAAUUAUUUGAUUGAUCCAUAAUCAUCAUCUUUUUCAGGUGAGUUUAAGAUGAAACAUUCUUUAUUGUCUCCUGAUCCAAUUAUUGCUCUACAAUCGAAUCAUAAAAAGACAAUAGAUUCUGAAGAACAUUAUAGGAAAAAUAGAUAACCAUUUAUUCAUCCUAUUCCUGAAUAUAGUGAUGAAAUUUAAUCAUUAGCUUCAUCUGAAAUAAUAGCACCUUAAUAGGUAGAAAACAAAUCAGAAGAACAUCAUUUCAGAAUAAUUUAAAAGUAAGUAAAACCUAAAGGUGAUUUAUUAAAAUCUUAAGGAAGUUAACUUAGUAGAUCUAUUUCUUAAUAAUUACUAUAAUAAAGAUCAAGAUCGUAAUCAUAGAAUGUAUUAGACAUUUCAUAAAUUCAAGUCAAUAAAAAAUAAAUGGUUAGAUCAUUCUCUUAAAUGAGUUAUGAAGAUAAAACCUUUCAUAAAUAGAAAUCAAAAAGAACCAGCACUUCUCAAUUAAAUGGUUAAUCUUUAAUCUAAUUAUUCUAAAAUGAUUUAGUAUACAUAAUAUAUUAUUUAUAUAGAAUCCAAUAUUGAUGGAUUUCAUUCAAAUCCAUUUAGAUAGAGGAUGCAAUUUUAUGACUUAUUUACCAUAAAAUAAUAUGAAAAUAGUAUUACGUCAAAAUAAAUAUGUGUCUAUUUAAAAGAGAAGCAAUUAUACUUUAAAUUAUGAAAUUAGUAAGAAAUUGAGAAAGGUAAUAGGAAUGUGA
Paramecium sonneborni is the source of this 2691-nucleotide messenger RNA. NCBI's taxonomy places the organism in Eukaryota, Ciliophora, Oligohymenophorea, Peniculida, Parameciidae. The record is from the annotation of a GenBank genome assembly.